Cercopithifilaria johnstoni is the source of this 516-nucleotide messenger RNA. Lineage: Eukaryota; Metazoa; Nematoda; Chromadorea; Rhabditida; Onchocercidae. The record is from the annotation of a GenBank genome assembly.
AUGUCCCCUCAACCAUCUCCCUUUCUGCGAACUUCAACAGUUCCAACGAAAAAAAAUGAUGAUAUUACCAAUUACAUUUCAACAAUUAUGAAAAACGAUUACAAUAUCUCAAUUCACAUGAAACCUAAUCUGCCAUUCUUCUUACAUGGAACAACUGACGAUGUACAGGAGAAUUUUUACAAAAUCGUAUCAAAUCCAGACGAAAGUUUUCAACAGAAGCAAAAUAAAUUGGAUCAAUUAGUUUUAGGUUUGGACAGUAAAAAUCAGGAACUGUACGAUCAAUACCGACGGAUGAAAGAGAUGGAAGAGAGAGAAAAACGUGAAAGAGUUCACGCUAUUGUCGGAAAUAUGUCUAACAAAGCGCAAGCUGUUUUUGCAAAGUUAUCAGCGGUAAUGAUGAAUCCAACGAUGAAAGAUAUUGAACGAAUGAAAAAAAUUAAUGAUUUCUACAAUAAUGUUGAUGAUGAUAUUAAAAAUGAAUUUCAAGAUAAAAUACGUAGCCUAAAUUGGAAAUGA